This is a messenger RNA of Vigna radiata var. radiata (mung bean), 3151 nucleotides long. RefSeq lists its product as uncharacterized. The transcript is spliced from 3 exons. The record is from RefSeq and is a predicted model, not a curated record. Lineage: Eukaryota; Viridiplantae; Streptophyta; Magnoliopsida; Fabales; Fabaceae. Bases 344 to 3151 code for a protein of 935 amino acids.
AGGAGAAAAAAAAAAAAUAUACCAAGAUGAACGAAGAAGAAAGAACGAAAUGAUGAAAGAAACAACAAUGGCCUUUUUGUAAUUCUUUACUUCGCUUCUAAACUACGUUCUUAUUGUUUUCUCAUUGUGCGUAGGAUCCUUCUCUCGAUCAUUGCUGCAACACCCACGUUACUUUCGGAUUUUCUUUUUCACUUUUUUUUGGAUAAUUGAGCGAAGGAGAAACUCUUCUGCAGCAUUAGCAUAUUGGUGAAACGUCAGCGUGAAAUGUGAAGUUUGAGUGUAUAUUUUGGUGCCAACCAAUAAUAUACAACAAAGUAAUGGAUUGUUGAAAACUGCUGAGGACAUGGGAUUUAGUUUAGAGUUCAUAAAGAGAAGCUCAAAACAGCAUAGCAGUUCAAAGACAGAUAAAGAGUGUUCCGUAUUGCGCCAUUCAAAAGGAAGUCUGAAGGAAGCUGAUAAGUUGAAGUCAAAGAGUAGUGUUGGUGCACAGUUUAGUGAUCUCAAACAUAAGACCGUGCUAGAUGCAGGAGGUAGGAUUCAGAACACAGAAACUGUGAGGAGAAGUGCCACUGAGAGAGAUGAACUUGUCAAGCACAUGUCUAACUUACCGGGUUAUCUCCAGCAUGCCAAUAGAGUAGAAAACAUUGAAGAGAAAGCUUUCAAUGUUGGUGUUCUAGAUUGGUCUCGACUUGAGCAGUGGAACCAGAAGCAUAUCCCAGUACUUGCUAGUAACUUAACAUCAUUCAAUAGCAGCGGAUCGUCAUCAAGAACAGCCAUCAAACCAUCAACCAGUGUUUGCAGCAAGGAAAAACUCAAUGACGGGAAAAGUUUGUCUACUUCGGGCAUCAGGCCAUCUUACAGGGAAUCUGCCAGUGCCAAAAUUCCUUUUCAUAAUGUCAAACGAUUUGAAUCUUACAAAAGUGUAAUUAAGAGCACUGGAGACGAGAAGAUAAUGACACCUUGGGUGUUUGAGUCCUCGGGCCAAACUCACUCAGAUAUUUCAAUUGGAAAGGAGAAGAGGAAUGACUAUAAUAAAAGGACUUCACGAGUAAAAAAUUUUGCAUCAAACAUAAGGCUUCAUGGAAUCUCAUCGGUCCCUAAUGAAAAUGCAAAUGAUAGGGUUGACGGAGAUAAGCCAAACAUGGAGGGUUUGCAAGAGCUUAAUCACAAGAAGAAAGAAAGAAAUCAUAAAUCUAGAUCUGAUAUGGGAAUGCCAUCGAUUAAAUCGAAAGGAAAAGGGGUCUCAUCCAGUAGUGAAACCAGUAAAAAAGUAAAUCGGUUGCAGGAAUCAGAUUUUGACUUUGGUCAUAAACACUUUCAUAGCAAACCAAGCAAUACUGUGCUGCUUUGUCCCCAAGAAAUUCCCCAGUCAAGUUCUUCAGAGUACUUUCAGCUUUCUAAAUCUAGAUUGCCAUCGGAUGAAAACUUUUCAGAAUCAACCAAAAGUAGUUUGUCAUAUGUUUCCCUACCUGAGGAGGCUCAUUCUGAAGAUGGAUGUUCCAAAAUCUCACUGCCACGGGCACUACGUUCUGCAGUUGAGAUUUCUUCUCCUUUGGAAACAAUGCAACACAGCAUUAGUACUACUGAUCACGGUAUAGACCGUUCGUCUAUUACUUCUGAGACACAAUCUUCCAUACUGAAUAGGAUGUCUAGUCUGCAAUCAAUAGGUGCUUUCUUUGAAAAGGAUACUUUAGAUGCUAAGUUGAGAGAUCAGUGUGCUUUCAGUAACUUGAAGGAACCACCUGACCAAGAAACUGCUGAACUGGCAGCUCAGAAGGAAAUGAAUCUAUCCCAUAAUCGAAGGUUUAGUUUCAGCCUAAGUCGAAUCGGGAGAAGUUUCAGUUUCAAAGAAGGGCCAACACUUCCACAAUAUAGUUCCAUGCAUGUCAGUGCAAAGUCUGGUCCCGUGACGCCUCAAUCUUCUGCACGUUGGGACAAUCCAAGCAAAGGAAAGGCUAAUAGUCAUAACAGAAAUCGAUCGAGCCCCAUGCGGAGGUUGCUAGACCCUAUAAUGAAAUUCAAGCCUUCAGACAAACUCCAUUCAGCUCAAAGUGGUCAAACACUAGAGGGAAGCGAGAAUUCAGGCUUCAGGACUGUUGGUGUCAGUGAAUCACUGCUUUCUGAAAAAAGCAAAGGUUCAGCAGUUCAAGGCCUCUUGCAGCUUACAAUAAAAAACGGAGUGCCUUUGUUUAAAUUUGUGCUUAACAAUGAAAGAAAGAUUUUUGCUGCUACCAAGAAUAGUUUAACAUCACUGGAUAAGGGCGAUUUAGGUUGCUGUUUUACGUUCUACCUGGUUAAUGAAAUUAAGAAAAAGAGUACCGGGUGGAUCAGUCAUGGAAACAAAGAAAAAAGCUGUGGUUAUGCGUACAAUAUUAUUGCUCAAAUGAAAAGCUCUAAAAUCACAGAAUCAGUCGAUCAGGACCCUAACAAAAACCUUAUGGUUAAAGAAUAUGUUCUAGCGGGUGUAGAAAUUGGCCAUACAGAUCAAGGACAACCGACGUUCAUCAAGAGCGCAGAGCUUGCCGCUGUUGUUAUCACUACCUCAUGUGAAAAUACCAAUAAAGGACUGCAUAAUGAUAAUUACUUGCUGAAGAAAGGAUGCUCAAAGUGCUUGGCAGAUGAAAGAUGCCUGUGCAAUUCAGCAGAAAAUGAUGCCUCUGAUUGCACUACAGUUAUACUUCCAGGUGGUAUACAUGGUUCACCAAACAAAGGUGAACCUACCCCAUUGAUCUACCGAUGGAAAUCCGGGGGAUUAUGUGAUUGUGGCGGUUGGGACAUUGGUUGCAGACUGUUUGUGCUCUCUAACCCGAAGCAGAAUUCAAGUAUUCCAAGGAGCUAUCAACCUUACCAUGAUCGUUUUCAACUUUUUGUUCAGGGAGAAGCUGGGCAAGAUAAACCACUCUUCACUUUGUUGCCACUGAAAGACGGUUUCUACUCAGUUGAAUUCGACACAACAAUUUCUCACUUACAGGCAUUUUUCAUCUCAGUUGCGGUUAUAAACUGCCAGAAACUACCAGGUGUCUUGGAAAUAGAUGACAUGCAUGAGGAAAUCCUUAAGGAACCCUGCUCCAAAAACAACAGGAAACUUCAGAGGGAAGCACAUUUAAAAUAUGCUCCAAUGCCACCAUUAUCCCCUGUUGAUAGAGUUUAA